AUGUCACAGGCCGCGGAUGCAAGCAUCAAGGUCCUCCUACUCGGGGACAGUGGCGUGGGGAAGUCCUCGCUUAUGUUCUCCUUUGCCGCAGGGGUCUUCAACCCCGACAUCGGCUCUACGAUUGGGAUUGACUUCAAAGUGAAGACGGUGGAGGUCGUCGAUUCCGAUGGGGUACGCAGGCACGUCAAUCUCCACCUCUGGGACACCGCCGGUCAGGAGCGGUUUCGCACUCUAACCAGCUCGUACUAUCGCGGUGCCAACGCCGUUGCCUUGGUGUACGACGUGAACGAGCCGCAGACGUUUCAUGGCCUUCAGCGCUGGAUGGAGGAGGCCGACGCCUUCUGCCGCAGCGGCGAUGACGAUGAAGACGGCGCUGUGUAUCUGCUCAUUGGCAACAAGAUUGACAAGUGUGUCGAAGGCGUCUCCGGCGUGGGGGAGGACGCACCGUUCAUGUCCGUGCCGAAGGAGCAGGCGCAGAAGCUGGCACAGCGACACAAGAUGCUGCUGGCCUUUACCUCCGCAAAGACGCGUGCGGGCGUUGAGCAGGCGUUUGACGAGCUUGCACGGUGUGUAUACGACAAGAUUCGGACGAAAGGCAGGGAUUAUUCCUCUGGAAUCAACUUCGACCAAACAGCCGGCCAACCAACACAUGGCACAUGCUGCUAG
Molecule: messenger RNA, 666 nt
Organism: Trypanosoma rangeli
Lineage: Eukaryota; Euglenozoa; Kinetoplastea; Trypanosomatida; Trypanosomatidae
Product: small GTP-binding protein Rab18
Exons: 1
Coding region: 1-666 (221 amino acids)
Molecular function (GO): GTPase activity; GTP binding
Source: RefSeq, a predicted model, not a curated record